AUGCAACAGACCCUUAUGCCCCGUCACACUCCCAAUAGGGAAAUCUCCACCCUCAUUUUGAAGGCACAGCAGUCUGAAUUGAAAGAUGGAUCAGCCACAGUAUCGGAAUCUAGAAUUUCUGAAGGAGAUGCACUCAAAGUUAAAGAGUGGGAAGUGGGGAUGUUCCAAAAUGAAGUAGCUGCAAGUCAAGGGAUAAGGAUUAGGAGACGGCCUCCAAGUGGACCUCCUCAGCAUUAUAAGGACCUGGAAGUAUCACAGAUGAAGGAGAGAAAACCACUUUUUACGUUGAAGAAAGCACUUGACAAUGCUCCACCUGUUCGCGAUUUUAUUGGAGCUCUUAAGGCAGCAAAUUCACGAACUGGAUUACCUGGUCUGAUCGCUGAAGUGAAAAAGGCCUCUCCGAGUAGAGGAGUUCUUAGAGAAGAUUUUGAUCCUGUUGAGAUUGCUAAAGCUUAUGAAAAAGGUGGGGCAGCAUGCCUAAGUGUCUUGACAGAUCAGAAGUAUUUCCAGGGAAGCUUUGAAAAUUUAGAGGCCAUAAGGAAUUCUGGAGUAAAGUGCCCUCUACUGUGUAAAGAAUUCAUAAUAGAUGCUUGGCAAAUCUACCAUGCUCGAACUAAAGGUGCAGAUGCAGUUCUAUUAAUUGCGGGUGUUUUACCAGAUCUUGACAUCAAAUAUAUGACCAAGAUCUGCAAAUUGCUUGGGUUGGCAGCACUGGUUGAGGUACACGAUGAGAAAGAGAUGGAUCGUGUCCUCCAAAUAGAUGGGAUUGAACUUGUUGGCAUCAAUAAUCGAGACCUUGAAACAUUUAAGGUUGAUAUUAGUAACACAAAAAAGCUUCUCGAAGGUGAUCGUGGUGAAAGGAUCCGUCAGAAAGGGAUAACAGUUGUUGGGGAAUCUGGACUUUUUACUCCUGAUGAUAUUUCCUAUGUACAAGAAGCUGGUGUUAAAGCUGUGCUGGUUGGAGAGUCCAUUGUUAAACAGAAAGACCCUGCCAAGGGAAUAACUGAACUCUUUGGUAAAGAUAUCUCUUUAUGA
Molecule: messenger RNA, 1035 nt
Organism: Fraxinus pennsylvanica
Lineage: Eukaryota; Viridiplantae; Streptophyta; Magnoliopsida; Lamiales; Oleaceae
Source: the annotation of a GenBank genome assembly